AUGGAAAGUUUAAAACCACCAGAGUCGAUGAAAUUUGAUGGAAAUCUAGCUUCGGAUUGGCAGAGAUGGCUGCAAUCAUUUGAAAUAUGUGAAGUAGCUAGUGGAUUACAUAAUAAAGAAGAGAAGAAAAAUAUUAUAUAUGAAAGACUAUUCUUUACUAGAAAUCAAACCGCGUCAGAAACCAUAGAUGAAUAUGUAACUGACCUUCGAAAUAAAGCUAGAACAUGCGAGUUUGCACAAUUAAAGGAUAGUUUAAUAAAGGAUAAAAUUGUUUGUGGUAUUAAAGAUGAUGUAGUGAGAGCAAGAUUGUUACAUGAAACAGAAUUAACAUUAGAAAAAGCUCUUGAUAUAUGCAGAUCUGCUGAAAUAAGUGCACAUCAAAUGAAAAUCAUAAAAGAUGAGGAAACUGCUGUAAACUUAGUGAAAAAGAAACUAAGUAAACAUAAUAAGAAUACUUACAAAGAGGUAAAUACCGAUAAACAAAAGACAAAAAUUUGUUCUAAAUGUGGAACAUCUCAUGAGUAUCGAAUGUGUCCAGCAUAUGGAAAAAUCUGUCAUAAAUGUAAAAAGGCAAAUCAUUUCGCGAGUCAGUGUAAAAGCAAUAUAAUAAAAAAUGAAGCAGUCAAGGUAAACAAAAAAGAUAGACAAAUUAAAUUAAUAAAUCAUGACUCUGAGGAAGAGUUAGAAUUUUAUGUUGGCACAUUAAACCUUAAUUCAGAUAACAAGGAAGAGAAAUGGACUGUUGACGUUAAUGUAAAUAAAAGUAAACUAAAUUUGCAGUUAGAUACUGGAGCAAUGUGCAAUGUUAUUUCUAAAAGCAAAGUGAAAUUGCUAAAUGCUCCGAUACAGAAGUCUGAAAUUGAAAGAUUAGUUACAUUCUCUGGGAAUAAAAUGGAUACUUUAGGAAAAGUAGUACUUAACUGCCAAUACGGAAAAAAUAAUUAUGUUGUGGAAUUAACAAGUUAUUGA
Messenger RNA from Stegodyphus dumicola, 969 nucleotides. RefSeq lists its product as uncharacterized. The record is from RefSeq and is a predicted model, not a curated record. NCBI's taxonomy places the organism in Eukaryota, Metazoa, Arthropoda, Arachnida, Araneae, Eresidae.